This is a messenger RNA of Pseudo-nitzschia multistriata, 5416 nucleotides long. NCBI's taxonomy places the organism in Eukaryota, Bacillariophyta, Bacillariophyceae, Bacillariales, Bacillariaceae. The record is from the annotation of a GenBank genome assembly.
CUGAAGGUGAAAAAGGGGGGUGUUAGAAAUUUAUUUUUCCAAUGAUUUUUGGACACCAAUGUUGUUCCCGAGUGAGUCGAGUCGCGCGAGUUUCGUCUGUCCAUAUAUUUUCGGUUUCGAUCCGUUUGCAACGGUAACUAAAGAUCAGAGCCGACGAUGGUGGUGAUUUUCAUUCAUUCUCGAUCCCAACACUCCGUUGUGGCCAUCUUUCUUUCAAACAACAGAAACCAACUGAUUUCUAGCGAUUGAGAACAGAUAUCAACACGCUGAUUUGAAACGGCAACUAUAGAUUUUGAGCAGUGAAAGCAUACGGUGCGAGCCAAGAAGAUAUAAUCAAUCGAACCAAGCAGUGAACCAACAAAAACAAAAUGCAAGAAUCUCCGGAAGUAACGCAAGAUGCAGUCACCGCUUCGUCUUUGGUCUCUGAUGAGAACGAAGCCACAGGCGAACAAGAUAAGGCAGAAAAGCUUCAGGACGGCGAGAAACAAGAAGUGGAAGUGGAGGAGGCAGCGGGCACGAAUGCUCAGGAAGAAGUUUCACUGCCGGCCAAAACGGAAGCCGGAGGUACCACCAACGCUGCUGGUGAUACGACAUCAACCAGAAUAGAAACUGCGUCUGUAGAGAACACACCAGAAUUGGGACCGGAAAAUGACGAUGGCAAACCAGAAGCAUUGGCAACCAACCAAAGCGACCAAAAAGAAGAGGACAAGGUUGAUCAAGAAUCUGCUGUCUCAAAUGAGGAGACCGAAUUUAGUGCUGUAACCGAUGUUCCGAAAAGUGAGUCAAAUGGAAGCAAUCUCAAAACCGACAACAAUAGCAACGGUGUUCCGGGUGUGGGCCAAUCCAAGGGUGCAAAAAUUCUCAUGAAUCGUUUCUCUACGUGGAGAAAGACUGCGAACGAGAAAUUAAACACCCAGGCCCCAGUCUUAUCUGAAAAUGCGAAGCAAGCAUCGGAAUAUGCACAGCGAGUCUUAAAAUCGAAUUCAUUGUCUUCCGUCAUGCCUUCGAUGAACUUGGCAUCUCGGUUUGCUUCGCAAAAGCCAAAACCGACACCUAAUCCCGUGGAUGAAAAGAUGGAGACGGCAUUAGAUGUUGAAGCAAAGAGUGAGAACAUCAUUGAUAGUAAGAAGAAGGAGGAGGAUGCGGUUGCCGAUGGUAGACGAGAGGCAGAGGGAGAAGCAGAAUCCACUUCGAAUCUCGAGUUACCCAAACCUGUUUCGCAAGGUUCAUUGUUGGACAACGAUGAGGAUGACCAUGACGAAAAUAAUAUUGGCAAUGAAACGACACAGAAAUCCGAAGGAGUUGCAGUGGGAAGCGCUACUAUAAUUACAGCAGAGUCUCGAGAACGGGUGAGAGCCGUUUUUUCGAAAGCUUCCACAACGAUGGCCGAGUCAGUUGCCACCGGUUUUCGUGGUCGAUAUAAGAGAGAUGUCUCGGCAACCACCAAACCUACAGAAAGUACAAAUGCUGACCUUAACGAUCAAGCCAAAACAAUACAAGAAACUUCCCAGAUGGCUCUGAUUUUGAAGAGUCGGGCUGGAGAAUACAUGCAAGAAAUUCUUGAUAAACUUGAACCAUACGAGUUUGCUAUGUUGCUUGGCAGAGGAAUGCUAGGAGUCAAUCUGAAGCAAUGCUAUCUUAAAAACCGUGGAAUAUUUGUCGAUUACUUGGUGGACGGAGGGCAAGCUGCACAGUCAGGGCUCGUUUGUUCUGGAGAUUUGAUGGUUAGGCUUGGUGACUCAGAUUUCCGCAAGGGAACUAUCAAGGACAUUCCCAUCAAAAUUGGUCAGGCUAAACGCCCGGCAGUUUUAGUUUUGGCAACAGGUACGCAGGUUGCAUUGGAGCGAAUCAAUUUUGUUGACGUCGCCGUAGCCAUGAUGCACCGUGCCCGCAAAUUUUACAUUGAUAGCGGGAAGCUUUCCGUCUUCCCAAGUGAAAAAAAGACUACUACAAGUGUGACUCCUGUCAUUACUGAUAACGAUAAAGAAACAAUAGCAACGCCUCUUUUUGAAAAGGAAGAAAAGAAUGACGACCCAGAUUCUUCUGAGACAAGCGAGUCCAUUUGUGACGUUACGAUCGAAGCCAACGAUACAGUGGAUGCUUACAUGAGCCCGCCGUGGCCGACCCUUGCGGUUCGCAAAGAGUUCAUUGAUGAAACAUUCCUGCGAUCUUUGGAUAACUUUGUCGUGUCUGACCUAUGUGAUGUAUUGGAUAUUGACAGUAAUUUUCGAUCGGCAAUUCGAAAUGCAUUUCUGGUUUGUGCCUUGGAUAGUCGCAGACUGCCCUUCUUGGCAAGACACUUUUCCGACGAAGUUAUGCAAAUUUCCUCCAAAAAUCAGGGAAGUGCUGAAGAAGAAAACAACAACAACAUGACCCCAAGCGCGCAACUCAUGUUAUUUCUAGAACUUUCAUCCUUCCUGGAUCUUUACGACGUUACACCGCCAACUCGUCUCAAAGACGUCGCCUCGAGAAUAGCGUACAAGUUCUUCUUGCCCACAAAGAUAGGAAAUGGCAUCCAGCCUCCUCUCUUCGAUUUUCAUCAAAUUGUACCAUAUUCAUCUCUACGUCAUUUGGAGUUUGCAUUGAAUGGGAAGAGUGAAUCUAUACCCCGGGACCUAUUUUUGGACUUCCAGAAGUCGAUUGUCGACUCGUUGUCUGGAGCACCAUUUCUCUCGUUUUUGGCAUCUGCUGACUGCUCACGAAUGCGCGCCUAUCUUCGUGACACCGCUCCUUUUGUAAAUUUAUCCUUCAGAAAUAUGAUGGAUGCAAUGGCAAAAGGGACAGAAACCGCCAAAGACACUGCUGCCGCACACAACUCCUUUUCUUAUAUUUUGCUCUACCUGAUCUGUCGUAUGGAAAAGGAAUGCAGUGGUGAAUACGAUUUUGGCAUAGAAAAUGAAGCGAAUCGACGCCUACUUGGAGCUACGAACGACAUUUGUUGUGCUCUAUUUAUCAAACGAACACUAUUGCCGACUAUAGAUUCUAUUAUGAAGGAGGGGGACAAUUUUUCACAGUCAUCGUCGGAGAAGUUGAUGUCAGUGGUCGAGCAAUUUUGGAGUUUGUACCUUGACGAGUCUCUUGAGUUGUCAACACGAAACGCCGAAAUCGAAGGCAUUCACGUCAAAGUUCGCAAUAUUAUUCAGACAGUUAGCGCAGAAUUCCAUGAAUCAUCUGAUUUGCUCCCGCGUACGUGUGUGUCAUUAAUUCUCAAGUCAAAAUUAGCAGAGGAAGCUACCGUUCUUGCAGAUGAAAUAUUUUAUGAUUAUGCGGCAAACACAAACAGCAAGUUUCGUGACCACAAGUUUCACGAGUGGAUGUGUAGCGAAUUCGCAAAGGCUCUUGGCGGUGACCCUUACUGGUAUAGGACACAGUCGGUUCCAGUGCUUCCUCCAGGAUGCUUGAAACGUUUCCUUCGGAGGGUCGAGCUACCAAACGGUGUGUCGUCACACAAACCCUAUCAAGUUACACCGAAGGAAGAACUAGAGCGAAAUUACCAUAACGCAGACUGGGCCGUGGUCUUUGGUUCUUCAGUAGGAACAGAACUAGCUUCUCAAAUGGCAGUCCCUGGACUAGACUCGCCUGAUAUUCGACGCUAUACUUGCCUUCCAGUAGCACUGGAUUGUGAUCAUACUGACUAUGAUGACUUCCGACCAGAGCAAGUUCUUCCAGCCACGUUCGAAAGCUAUGCCUUUGUUCCUCCUAGCAAACCAAAACCUUUUCAAUCCGUAGUAGAUGCAGGACGUGUUACCACUGAUGGAUGGGAAGUCUCUCUUGUGACUUUCACAAUUCCAAAUGCCGACUCUAGUUCCUCGGGAGACGCCACUGAAUCUGCCUUGUACGGAGUUUCACUUUGUUUGCAGCGCAUUUCGUCUGAUGGAAAAGAUCUCGAUAGCAUCGUGACAAAGCUUGUAAGCAAGGAAGGAGAAUUGAAAGAAAAAGACGAGACAUGGAACUCUCCCAUCUCGUUUGAAAAAGAAUCGAUAGACGGGAGCGAAAAAUAUGUACGAAAAGUAAGAGUUUCGUCAAAGCUUCCGAUUUACGAACGGCAUUUACAAGAAAAGACAUGGGUAGAACGAGUAGAAGAAGAAGAAUACCGUGAUCAGACCAAACCUAUAUCAAUGGGAAUUGCGCUGGUCAGUCGCAGAAAUGUUAUUUUCUCUAUGCGUGAUUCUUUGUCGAGAUUAUUCUUUGAUUAUUCGAGAAGUCCUGGGCAAUCACUCGAAGUAGCGAAGGCGUCGACCACGUGCAAUGCUCUUGUCGAAAUACUGGGUGCGCUUUCUUAUCAAGAUCACGAAGGAUCCGUUCUAAGGGACCUUCUUGCUCCCUACUUGCGAGUAGCUUCAAACCCUUGGUUGGAGCGUCCAUUUGACGAACAAGAAAAGAUGUUUGAAUCGCAUGCACUGAGACAGCUCACUGACUGCUUGCCUCCCACGUCUCUAGCUUUGCUUUUCGUUACUGCUCUUUUGGAACAGAAGAUCAUAUUUUCCUCUGGGAGGAGGAGCGUUCUACAUGCCGCCUCGUUGGGCCUAGCAACCUUGCUUCGUCCUCUCAAAUGGAGUCAUUUGCUAGUGCCUAUGGUACCAGGUGCUCUUGCCAACGAUUUGAUCCAGUAUCCCGCCCCAUUUAUUCUUGGAGUUCCGUCGGAAGAUGCGGAUAGCAUGGAUUUGCUCGGAAAUCUUCCUCGAGAUGUGACACUCGUCGAUUUAGAUGUGGGCCGAGUUAUUUUGGCGCCAGAUUUUGGGCAAGACAACGAGAUGUGUCGCAAGACUGCAGAUACGAAAGCCACUGCCAGAGCUCUUCGUUCCCAAGUUCUUUACCUGGCACAAGGUCUCGGUGAAGUUUUUGGCAAAAGCUUGCGCCCCGACUCGUGGGUCAGUGACGAGCCGUCUUUGUGUGCAAUGGCCCCAGGCAAGAUACGUAAUGACGAAAUGUCUAUCACAGCUAGGUUAGAUCAGCUUCGACUGUCGGCGAAAUCUUUCAUCGACGAAAUCUUAGCCGGAAGUGUUUCCUGCUGUUAUUGGAUCGAGGAAUUGACACCAACAUACGGUUCUUCGGUGGAACCCACUGUAUUGUUCGACGAGGAUAAAUUCUUCGAGAUCAAGAAUCAUAGAGCAAAUAUGGCCCCAACACCUCUCUUCAAUCGGAUUCCAUCCAAAACGGGUUCACUGGUAUUGGUCCUGGACGAUUUUGAUUUGGUGCUCGAAAGCUUUUUGCGUUGCCAAUCGAUGAGUAUUUACAUCAGUUCCAGGCCAAAGAAAGAUAUGUUUUACUUCUGAUCAGAAAUAAUCAUGGGCAAUGAGUAUUUUAGAUGUUGCAGAUAUUCUACGCGGGUGGCUUUGUUUCUUUAGCAUCAACGCAAGUAAUUUGAUAUCCCCUUCUAUUAUAACUCUUCAUUUCAUAAAGCAUUAUGGAUCUG